Molecule: messenger RNA, 1959 nt
Organism: Saprolegnia parasitica CBS 223.65
Lineage: Eukaryota; Oomycota; Saprolegniomycetes; Saprolegniales; Saprolegniaceae
Exons: 1
Coding region: 1-1959 (652 amino acids)
Source: RefSeq, a predicted model, not a curated record
AUGGGCGUCCAGGUACUGACGCAUGCCGAGUCGAUCUGCGUGGCGUCGUACGUCGCGGACCUCGACGUGAGAGAGCGUGUACUCCUUAUGCCCAAGUGGGUCGAGCGCCAAGUCGUGCUCACGGGCCAAACGCUCGAGGUCUUGGACGGCGAGAAGCUCAAGUUUGCCUGCAACACAGCUUACUGCACGACGCGGCUGCUCGACCCGAUUGACGACAACCAUCGCUUUCCGUUCGAGCUCCUCGAACACGGCAAGAUCAAGCUGACGCUGAACGCACCGACGUCGACGGCGCGGGACGACGUGCUCGCGCACUUGGACAAGGCGAUCGCGUCCGAAACGUGGGUCGUCGAGCCCAAGAACAUGUGGGACACCUUCCUCUCGGUGGCGGUCGCCAUCAACACCACACCGUCGCGCCACGACACCUUGGGCAUCCGUCCAUGCAACGUCUCGGUGCAGCAAGUGCAAAUACAUGUGCUCGAGAUGAAGGCGCUGUACGACCUGGUUGCGAUCAUGCCGAAUGUCGAAUCACUCUACGCACACUUUCUGACGCUCGAGCACGAGUACAGCCAAGGCGUGGAGGGCAACUUUGCCCACACCGUGCACCAAUUACACCCUGUCACGUACAGCUUGGGCAUCAAGCCGGGGCGGUCGCUUCGCAGCCAUGUGACGUCUUGCCCUCGUCCAGCGUGCGCGGCCGCGCUGCCCUUGGCCCUCGCGUACCAAAUGCACAUUCUCAACAAGUUGAUCCGUUGCCCGUCGUGCGGCCAUGGCAUCCGGUACGAGACGUACAACAUUGCGGCCUUUUGUGCCAACUAUCCGACGUUCACGCUGAGCGGCACGCUGCGCAACGAGCCCUUCGAGUACCCGGUGGUCGUCCCCGACAUCCCCAGCGACGGCACGUGGGUGACGUUUCUUGCGCAGCUCAAGCGCAGCAUCGAGGCGAACGCCAAAGCGGCGAGCGCAAGCGGCGUCCAGGCCUUGCGCUCCAAGGUGCAGGCCGCCGUCAAUGCGUACCGACCAAACGUUCUCGGACGCUUCCACCUCGACUUGGUCCAAGGCAUGUUUCGGCAGCUCGACUUUGUCAACAAGAUGUGCGCCCAUUUUGAGUACUGGAGCCACCCAGAGGUGGUCACGGCGUCGAUUGCUCGCUACGAGCAGUUCAUGCACCUGUGGCGCGUCAAGGACCGCGCGAUGAUUCUGGUGCCGACGUCGGACAUUGAUUUGGUCUGGCACACGCACCAGACGACGCCGAGUGCGUACGCGGACUACUGUGCGUCGUUGCGAACGCACCAGCGACUUCUCGACCACGACGACACUAUCGAGGGCGGCGACCUCGCAAAAGGCUACGCCGACACGUUCGUCCUGUGGUCGAAGACGUUCAACGAGGCGUACUCGAGCUUCCCACCGAGUUACGAAGCGUGGAUCAAGAACAAGCCGACGGGGCUUCUCGCGCGCCACGCACUGCGCAAGACGUGGGCCAAGCACGGCGCCGUGCCCUCCAAAGCCCACCGCUUCUAUGGCGUCAACGAGCCCUACCCGAUCGAAGCCAUGCCGUACGCGGUCGCUGUCCUCGCAGCCUCCAAGCCCGACGACCCGCUGCCUGUUUACGUGACGGUGAUUGGCACGCCGGUCAUGGACGGCCGCGUGCGCCAGCCGUACUCGCGCCACACGGUCUUGAUGUACGACGCGGGUCUCCCGUACUACUACAUGCCGUACAUCCACCUCGGUGGUUGCGCUGGCUUCGGCUACUACGGCGCAAGCGGCGGCUGCGGCGUCUCGGGCACGGCGUACGGUGCUGGUGGUGGCUGUGGCACGAUUGCUGGCGACGGUGGCUGCGGCGCCGGUGGCUGUGCAACGGGUGGUUGCUCGACGGGUUGUGGCGGUGGCGAUGGCGGCGGCGAUGGCGGCGGCGGUGGUGGUUGCGGCGGCUGCGGUGGCUGUGGCGGCUGCGGCGGCUGA